This is a messenger RNA of Psilocybe cubensis, 939 nucleotides long. RefSeq lists its product as uncharacterized. Bases 1 to 939 code for a protein of 312 amino acids. The record is from RefSeq and is a predicted model, not a curated record. The transcript is spliced from 4 exons. Gene Ontology annotation, molecular function: alpha-1,3-mannosyltransferase activity; GDP-Man:Man(1)GlcNAc(2)-PP-Dol alpha-1,3-mannosyltransferase activity. Lineage: Eukaryota; Fungi; Basidiomycota; Agaricomycetes; Agaricales; Agrocybaceae.
AUGGACUGGUGGGAAGAGAUCACGACGAGACAAGCCGAUAUCAUUCUCGCCAACUCAAGAUUUACAGCUCGCAUCUUUAAGUCUUAUUUCCCCUCCAUCUCCCAAACACCACGCGUCGUAUACCCUGGAAUCAAUAUUUCCGCAUAUGAAGAUGCAGUAGACUUACUCGACCUUGAUACAGUCGCCGUCACCUCGCAACGCCCAACACUUCUCUCAUUAAACAGAUUUGAAGGGAAAAAGAACGCGUUGCUUGCUCUGGAGGCGUUUGGCUUAUUGAAGAGCAGACAUCCACACCUUGGCCGCCUACGCCUUGUUCUUGCGGGUGGAUAUGAUCCUAGGCUGGAAGACAAUGUCCGUACUCUGCAACAGCUCGUUGACCGCACAUCAACACUUUCAUUAACUUAUAAUGUCACUUCUCCUGGUCCCAUACCUUAUGGCAUGAGCUCGUCUGAUUCAGAAACAGAUGUCCUCUUUGUGCUCAAUUUUACGACAUCGCAGCGGACAGCAUUAUUACUCUCGUCGAGUUCACUGGCGUUGCUGUACACACCCGCUAAUGAGCACUUUGGCAUUGUGCCUGUAGAAGCUAUGGCAUGCGGCAUUCCUGUUUUGGCCUGCGACUCCGGAGGUCCAACAGAAAGCGUCGUUGAUGCUUCUCUGGUCAAGGAAGAAGGCACCGGGUGGCUCCAACGGCCAGACCCACAGGUGUGGGCGGACACAUUGCUGGAGAUAGUAAACCAGUCUCCCUCUGAGCGGGAGGAAAUGGCGCAGAGAGCGAAAGCGAGGGCGCGGUCGCUAUUUGGUAUGGAGGCGAUGACGCGAGGACUGGAUGACGCCCUCCAGCAGGCGGUAGACUUGGGUCCGGUGGAUGUUUUUGGAUGGACGAUGAUUGUGAUUGCGUUUUUCCUAGCAUACCUAGCUGGCCCUUUCUUGUUACCUUGA